This is a messenger RNA of Xiphophorus maculatus (southern platyfish), 1709 nucleotides long. RefSeq names its product ubiquitin like modifier activating enzyme 5 (gene uba5). NCBI's taxonomy places the organism in Eukaryota, Metazoa, Chordata, Actinopteri, Cyprinodontiformes, Poeciliidae. The record is from RefSeq and is a predicted model, not a curated record. The transcript is spliced from 12 exons. Gene Ontology annotation, biological process: protein ufmylation. Gene Ontology annotation, cellular component: cytoplasm; cytosol. Bases 172 to 1374 code for a protein of 400 amino acids. Gene Ontology annotation, molecular function: UFM1 activating enzyme activity.
GUGUAGUCACUUUCUACACGGACGCUGUUUAAGGACGCACAUAUCCUGACAGCUGAUUCAAGAAAAGAAGACGUGUACUUCUCCCUGCUCCGAUUUGGUUUUAAGCGCGUUUUCAUUCCCUCUGCUUUGGCUCAUAAAUCCACACUGUAGCGCCGUUCUUGGGCAGGAUCAAUGGCGACGGUGGAGGAGCUGAAGCUGCGGGUGAGGGAGCUGGAAAACGAACUGAUAAAGUGCAAGCAGAGGCAGUGUGCCGCGGAGGAUGCUCACAAUAGACCCAGAAUUGACAAGAUGAGCGCCGAGGUAGUGGAUUCCAACCCGUACAGCCGCCUUAUGGCUCUAAAAAGAAUGGGCAUCGUGGAUGAUUAUGAGAAAAUCCGGACAUUUUCAGUAGCUGUAGUUGGUGUCGGAGGCGUCGGCAGCGUGACAGCUGAAAUGCUCACUAGAUGUGGCAUUGGUAAGCUGCUGCUCUUUGACUAUGACAAAGUAGAGCUGGCCAACAUGAACAGACUGUUCUUCCAGCCUCACCAAGCAGGGCUGAGUAAGGUGGAGGCAGCAGAACACACACUCAGAAAUAUUAAUCCAGAUGUGGCAUUUGAAACCCAUAACUACAACAUCACAACACUGGACAAUUUCACACAUUUCAUGGAUCGCAUCAGUCAUGGAGGGUUAGAAGAAGGAAAACCAGUGGAUUUGGUUCUGAGCUGUGUGGAUAACUUUGAGGCCAGGAUGGCCAUCAAUACAGCCUGUAACGAACUGGGUCAGAUCUGGAUGGAGUCCGGCGUGAGUGAAAACGCCGUCUCAGGACACAUCCAGCUCAUAAUUCCUGGAGAGACGGCUUGCUUUGCUUGUGCCCCUCCAUUGGUGGUGGCUGCUAACAUUGAUGAGAAAACCCUAAAGCGGGAGGGUGUAUGUGCCGCCAGCUUGCCAACAACUAUGGGUGUGGUUGCAGGCCUCCUGGUGCAAAAUGUCCUCAAAUAUCUCCUGAAGUUUGGCACGGUCAGCUAUUAUCUCGGAUACAACGCCAUGCAGGACUUUUUUCCGACCAUGGCCAUGAAGGCCAACCCACAGUGCAAUGACCGUCACUGCAGGCGGCAACAAGAGGAAUUCAAGAUAAAAGAAGCAGAGCGGCCCAAGGUGGAAGCUGUCCAGCAGGAAGAGGAAGAGAUCAUACACGAAGACAACGAAUGGGGUAUCGAGCUGGUGUCUGAAGUGACCGAUGCCGAGUUACAGGCUGCUUCGGGGGCUGUACCUGACCUGCCAGAGGGCAUCACUGUGGCGUACACCAUUCCAGCUGGGGAAAAGGUCAGUGGAGACACCGUGGAGGAGACUGAAGUGAGCUUGGAAGAUUUAAUGGCUCAGAUGAGAAAGUUGUAGACAGUGAUCUGAAGACUCUUUUCUGUAGCAUAUUAAGUUUUUUUUUUUGUUUUGUUUACACUCAUAUUUUUUUUAACAUUCUCAUCCCAAAGUCCAAAUGUAAAAAAAUAAACUAAAGGUGAAAGAUAUACAGUGCAUGAUGGUUGCAUGCACACAAAAUAUCACUUGGAACGACAUCAGAUUCUCACAAAAUGUCUAAACACCCCAAAUUAAAGAGCAAGUGCUCUAUAAUCUGUUUAGUACAAUUUUACUUUGAAUCCUUAAACUUUUCAAUCAUGUCUUUCUGCUACUUACUGAACAUUGUCUCAAUAAAGUAUUUAUUAAAUUCAGUCUAA